CAUGCCCAAAAGCUUUUCGUGGGAGUGGUGCAGGGUCAGGGACGUUGUUGGGAAUCCCCAGGCUUUAUAGCUCUCGCAGAUUCUGCAAUUGCAUCACAACCUCCCAUUUUCAUGCAUUCAAAACAGGUUCCAAUCUCUUCACAUUCUCCUCCAUCCUCCUCUUUUCCUCAUUCAUCUCCCACUUUGAUUUUGAUUUCAUAGUCGUUGUAAAACAAAAACUACAUCAAUUGGAUUCUUGUGUUUUUACUACUUUUUAUGUAGACAUUUUUGUUGUUUGGUUACAAAGUUGAUCGAUAUAGGAUGAACAAACUAAGAUUGUGAGGAGCACCCUCCUCGAAUUUCAAAGCAAGUAGAAUGUCGGACUCGGCGGAGUCGCCGGGUUCUUUACCUGAGUCUCCUCCGGAGGACUCCUCGUCUCCUCCACCAAAAUCAUCAACCUCACCACCUCCUCCACCUGAUGAUGAUUCUCCUUCGGCACCUCCACCUACAUCCAAAACUUCACCCCCUCCACCCUCCGAUUCAUCCCCACCACCUGAUUCAAACACAUCACCGCCCUCACCACCCCCUCCCAAAUCCGAGUCACCGCCUCCUAUUCCGCCACCACCUUCGCCUUCACCUCCACCUCCACCUCCACUGUCCUCCGGUUCAGGCCCUCCCAAACCUCCACCACCAUCACAUUCAAACUCUUCACCCCCACCACCACCAACAUCGCCACCACCUGCCGCUAUCGCUCUUUCACCUCCUCCCACCCCUACUCAAACUGCACCUCCUCCUUCCCCAACCCCUCCUACAUCUCCUUCUCCUCCCCCUCCUGCUGAGGCCUUGCCAGCUCCUCCAGCGCAAAUCAUCUCCCCUCCAUUGUCACUCUCUCCUCCCAUUGCCAUCCCUCCUCCUAAUUUGCCUAGUACUCCACCACCACCAUCAACUCCUACUCCUACUCCUUCAACUCCUAAUCCCACUCCAUCAACUGAUACGAGUCCUCCAACGCCAACCACUUCACAUGUCCCCCCUCCUCCACCAUCAGAUCGGGUUCCAAGUUCAUCCACUCCUUCCCGAACAUCCAGUCCAGAGAAAUCUAGCCAAUCAUCGGGAUCGGGAUCAAGUACGAGUUCUCAGACUGGCCCUGUUGUCGUUGUCGGUGUGACAGUAGCUGGAGUGGUCAUCCUUGCACUGGUUGCCAUCUUUUUUGUGGUCUCUCGACGGAAGAAGAAGCAUUCAGGGGUCAUUCCUGCAAAAUACAAUCCACCAACUGCAAGCUACUCUGUGAAAUCAAAUGGGCAUUACUAUGGACAGCAACCUAUGGGGAUGUCAGCUCCUUAUGGUUCACAACACUCACUUUCUCAACAUGGAAAUGGAAACAACUAUGGGAGUCAAGGAGGGCAAAUGUACUACCCUGGGGGACCAGAAUCAGGUGUCAUAGGCGGUGCUAAGUCCCUUUUCACCUAUGAAGAGUUGAUGGAAAUAACCAAUGGAUUUUCUCGUCAAAAUAUCAUUGGUGAGGGUGGGUUUGGAUAUGUUUACAAAGGUUGGCUGCCAGAUGGGAGAGUGGUGGCCGUUAAGCAGCUCAAGGCAGGCAGUGGACAGGGCGAACGGGAGUUCAGAGCUGAAGUUGAGAUUAUUAGUCGUGUUCAUCAUCGGCAUUUGGUCUCUUUGGUGGGAUAUUCUAUAGCUGAGAAUCAAAGAUUACUCCUCUAUGAAUUCCUUCCAAACAAGACACUUGAACAUCAUUUGCAUGGUAAAGAGUUGCCUGUAUUGGACUGGACGAAAAGACUCAAGAUUGCCAUAGGAUCUGCUCGUGGUUUGGCAUAUCUACAUGAAGACUGUAAUCCAAAAAUUAUUCAUAGGGACAUCAAGUCAGCAAACAUUCUGUUGGAUGAUGAUUUUGAAGCGCAGGUUGCAGACUUUGGGCUUGCCAAACCAUCAAAUGACAAUAAUACCCAUGUAUCAACUCGAGUCAUGGGAACUUUUGGGUAUAUGGCACCAGAGUAUGCAUCAAGUGGGAAAUUGACUGAUAGAUCUGAUGUAUUCUCAUUCGGGGUGGUACUUUUAGAGCUUAUAACAGGGCGUAAAAGUGUUGAUCCAACUCAACCUUUGGGAGAUGAGAGUUUGGUUGAAUGGGCUCGCCCGCUCCUCAUUCAUGCUCUUGAAACUGGUGAUGUCAGUGAAUUAAUAGAUCCAAGGCUGGAACACAGGUACGUGGAGAGCGAGAUGUUUAGAAUGAUUGAGACAGCUGCUGCCUGUGUUCGUCAUUCUGCUCCAAAGCGGCCCCGCAUGGCAAAGGUGGUAAGAGCAUUGGACAGUGAAGGCGAAUCGACUGAUCUCACCAAUGGAGUGAAAUAUGGUCAGAGCACCAUUUAUGAUUCUGGGCAGUACAAUCAGGACAUUCAAAGAUUUAGGAGGAUGGCACUUGGUGAUGACAGCUCAGAAUAUGACAUGUACAGUGGGGAAUACCAAUCGAAAGAAGUGUCUCUUGGAGCCCCAACUUCAAGUACCUUAACUGAGUCAGAAACCCAAGCCAUGAAUGGCAAAUAGUUGCGAGCAGCGAGAUCGAUCUGGUGAGGCCCAAUGACUCUGGAGGUGAAUUUUCUGACAUUUAGACAUGGGAAAAUUUUCUGGGAUCUACCCCCUCACUGCCCCACAAAGAAAAAACAUAUAAGUGAAUGCAUUUGCUUGACUGUGUAUAAAGCUUUCUUUUGUGAAGUCAUGGUGCAUUCUUAAUGAUAUGCAGAUUGUGGGGGAGCUUGUAAAGUGCCUGUUUUAUUCAAAGUAAAGGCAAUUGCAGUUUUGUCUGAAUGCUUGUAAGGGGCUUCCAAUUGUGAUCAAGUGAUUGACUUCAUUCCAAUUUGAGCUUACAUGUUACUUCCAUUGUCUUGCAUUAUUUCUUCAUCACAAUAGGACCCUUCAUUUUUUUGGAAUUAAGAUA
Vitis riparia (riverbank grape) is the source of this 2923-nucleotide messenger RNA. Its product is annotated as proline-rich receptor-like protein kinase PERK12. NCBI's taxonomy places the organism in Eukaryota, Viridiplantae, Streptophyta, Magnoliopsida, Vitales, Vitaceae. Bases 355 to 2532 code for a protein of 725 amino acids. The record is from RefSeq and is a predicted model, not a curated record. The transcript has 8 exons. Gene Ontology annotation, molecular function: ATP binding; protein kinase activity. Gene Ontology annotation, biological process: protein phosphorylation.